AUGCCCUCAGCAAUCGUCACCGGAGCCACCGGAAUCACCGGCAGCGCCAUCGUGCACCAUCUGUGCAAAGAUGACCAAUACGACAAGAUCUACUCCCUCUCGCGCAGCAACCCGGGGUAUGCGAGCCGGAAAGUACACCACGCGACGCUGGACCUGCAGAGCUCGGCCGAGGACAUGGCCAAGGACCUGCAGGGGGUGUGCGCCGAGUACGUCUUCUUCUGCGCCUACCUGGCGCGCGACGACCCCAUGGAGCUCAUGCACGUCAACGCGACCAUGCUGCGCAAUUUCCUCCGGGCGCUCGAGCUCACCGGCGCGAUCACCCACCUGAAGCGCUUCAUCCUGACCUGCGGCUUCAAGCACUACGGCGUGCACCUGGGCCACUGCAAGCAGCCGCUGCAGGAGGAUGACCCGCUGCUUGAGAGCAGCAGUGGCACCUCCUGGCCCCCAAUCUUCUACUACGAACAGGAGCGCAUCCUCACCGAGGCGGCCGCCCAGGGCGGCUGGGAGUGGGUGGUGACCCUCCCGGAGGACGUGCUAGGGUACGCGCGGGGCAACUUCAUGAACGAGGCGACCGCGCUGGGGCUGUACUGCGCCGUCAGCAAGGUGCUCCCGGGCUCCCUGCUGCCCUACCCGGGCUGCCGGGCGAACUACUUCGCCUUCAACACCUGGACCUCGGCGAACCUGCACGCCAAGUUCUGUCUGUGGGCGGCGACGGCCCCGGACGCGGGCAACAACAUCUUCAACGUGAUGAACGGCGACACCGAGAGCUUCCAGAACCUCUGGCCGCGGCUGGCCCGGCGCUUCGGCUGCACGCUCCCCAACCCCAUGUUCCUCGGCGGUGGCGGGCCCGAUUCCGCGGGGUUCGGGGACUAUGAGGCGACGACAGUGCGGAUGGAGAAUCUGCACCCGCUGACGGAGCAUGAGCAGGCGAUCGGGGUCCGGGCGGAGGGUCCGCCCACCUUGUUCCUGCAGGUCGAUCCGGAGAAGUGGGCGCGACGGGAGGAUGUCAAUGCGGCGUGGGGUAGGCUGCGGGAUACGUAUGGCCUCGACCAGAAGGCGUGGGAGAAGGCGACCUGGGACUUUUUGACGUUCGUGCUGGGAAGGGAUUGGAGUUGUGUGGGGAAGGGAUUGGACAAGGCGCGGAAGCUGGGGUGGACGGGCUAUGCGGACACCUGGGAGGAACUGGAGGAGACGCUAGAGGUGCUGGAGAAGGAAGGCGUGCUGCCUCCGGUGGAUAGGUUGAAGAAGGAUUUCUAG
This is a messenger RNA of Aspergillus aculeatinus CBS 121060, 1257 nucleotides long. Its product is annotated as SDR family oxidoreductase. The record is from RefSeq and is a predicted model, not a curated record. The transcript has 3 exons. NCBI's taxonomy places the organism in Eukaryota, Fungi, Ascomycota, Eurotiomycetes, Eurotiales, Aspergillaceae. The coding region runs from base 1 to 1257 and encodes 418 amino acids.